AUGUUAGUAGAAGAGGCCCGGAAACUUACCUUUGGAGGAAGGAUCACAGUAUGCUCCCCACAUUCGGUUAGUGCCAUACUGGCUCAGAAGGCUCACCGCUGGUUAACAGACUCUCGCAUCCUGAAGUAUGAGACGAUUUUGAUGACCGGGAACGGUCUCAAUUUUGCAAAAGAUCUCAGUUGCAACCCAGCCCAGUUUCUGUACGGAUGUCCUGCAGACGGGGAACAGGAGCAUGAUUGUGUGGAAUUUGUGGACUUGCAGACCAAAAGCCGAGAGGACCUGCAAGAAGCCCCGCUGGGUGAGGGACAGGAACUGUAUAUCGACGGGUCCUCCCGGUGCAUCAGUGGAGUACGAUACAGUGGCUAUGCUGUUGUAGAUGGUGCAACGAAACGGACGAUUGAGUCCGGACGACUGCCCGGGAAGUGGCCGGCCCAAUCCUGUGAGUUGUACGCCCUCCAGAGGGCCCUGAAGCUGUUGGAAGGGAAAGUGGGGACCAUAUAUACUGUCUCAAAGUAUGCAUACGGAGUCGUUCAUACUUUCGGGAGAAUCUGGAAAGAGCGAGGAUUGAUAACUUCCCGGGGCAAGGAAUUAGCUCACGAACAAAUGAUCACCCUAACGUUGGAAGCCCUGUCGUUACCUACGGAACUUGCAGUAGUCCAUGUACCCGGUCACCAGAAGUGGUCGACACCGGAAGCGGUGGGAAACCGGCUGGCAGACGAGGAAGCCAAGCGGGCAGCGGUCGAAAAAUCCGUCCAAUUGUUAACGUUAAUACCGUUGCGGGAAGGGCUCGCUAAACAACCCGUCUUCACCCAGGGGGAAAUUGUUAAAAUGGAUCAAUUGGGUGCCCGGCUAGAUACUAACGGGAAGUGGACGGUUCCUGAUGGGAGGCAAGUACUGAACAAACAGAUCACCCGGGGUAUUCUGCACCGAUUACACCAUCAGACCCACUGGGGGGAUGUAUUUAUCCGAACCUAUUUACUGGCCUUAUCCCGUUCUUUUGCAGAACUCGGGAGGAAAGGUCUCCUGGCUCAGACUCCGCCACUUGACUUCCUCCUGCAUAAGGUGGAGCCCGGAGAUUGGAUACUUGUUAAGACCUGGAAGGCCGAAAAGCUCCAGCCGCGGUGGGAAGGACCGUUCCUGGUUCUGUUAACAACUGAAGCAGCUGUUCGGACGAAAGAAAAAGGGUGGGUCCACGCAUCAAGGAUAAAGGGGCCUGUUCCGCCUGAAGAAGAAAGCACCUGGACAUGCGAGCAAGGGGACAAGCCGUUGUCGGUAAAACUGAAAAGACAGCAAUAAUGAACUCUACUUGGACUGUAUUGGUGGGGAUAUUGAUCAGUUUACUACUGUAUGUGGGGGAGG
Molecule: messenger RNA, 1359 nt
Organism: Chiloscyllium plagiosum (whitespotted bambooshark)
Lineage: Eukaryota; Metazoa; Chordata; Chondrichthyes; Orectolobiformes; Hemiscylliidae
Source: RefSeq, a predicted model, not a curated record